Messenger RNA from Apis cerana (Asiatic honeybee), 8446 nucleotides. RefSeq lists its product as uncharacterized. Gene Ontology annotation, molecular function: chitin binding. Gene Ontology annotation, cellular component: extracellular region. The record is from RefSeq and is a predicted model, not a curated record. NCBI's taxonomy places the organism in Eukaryota, Metazoa, Arthropoda, Insecta, Hymenoptera, Apidae.
AAAUAAAUAAUUGGAAUAUUUUUGUUAAUUUUUGAAAACAAAAGUUUUGUGAUAAUAUACAUGUUGAACAUUUCAGAAAUUAAAUUUAAUAUCUAGUAAAUAUAUAUUUUGAAGAAUAUAUCAACAUUUUUUAUUAUUGGAAAUAAAAUCUACAAAAAAGAUGUUUUUGAUUAUAUCAAUGUAAAAUAAUAAUUAACAAAUGUUCAUUAGAAUGAAGACAAUUGGAAAACAAAAUUGGUCUUAUUUAAUAUCUACCAUUACAUUUCUUAUGAUAUGCGUCGUUGCUGAAAAGCAAAAACGACAAAUAUUUAGAGAACAGGUGUUACCAGCAUUAGGAGGCAAAAUUCCAGAAGAAGCUUUUAGAACUGAUCGCUUAGCAUUAAAUCGAUUAAAUAAAGAAGGUAUUACAGUGCCUGAUGGUAUAAUUUUAGAUGCUCGAAAUGUACAUAAACAUACUCAACAUAUUCAAACAAUCCCAGAAAUAAUAAAGGUAUAUAUAACUCCAGAUGGACGAUAUAUUCCACCAGAGGGUAAAUUUCAUUAUAAUCAUGCAAAAACAAUUGAUACAACUUAUGUUAUUCGUACUCCAUAUUCACGAUAUAAUAAUCGUGAGAAUUCAAACUUUAUUAACUUUAACAAACAUCGAGAUUUUCCAAAAUCACAAACUUAUACAAAUUUUAAACAACUUAUACCCAUAAUACAACCAUCGGAGGCUGAAAUUUAUAAACCUAUCAUAACACCUUUAGUACUUUCUAAUAACGCAGGCUUAUUAGAAGAAUCUUAUAUACCCACUUGGAAUAUUCACUACAAUUGGAAUUCUAUUUACCAACCAUUUGAUGAUUAUAUUAUCAACAAUAUAGCACUUUUUAAUUCUCAUCAGAUUAUUACUGAUUAUCAAGGAUUUUUAAAUAAGUUUCAUGAACAAUCUUCAAGACACAUAGAAUCUCAUUCCAUAAGAAGGAAUCAAAAUUUUUCUCCUCGAUUUUGGAAAUCAAAUGUGAAAAAUAUUGAAUUAAAUACCAAAACAAUAUCAUAUCAGAACAUUAAAAUGAAUAAUGAUACAAUUUUCCGCUAUCCAAAUCUUACCAAAAUUCCAGAAACUGAUUUCACUUGUGAUGGUAAAAAAGGCAUGUUUGCUGAUGUUGAAACUAAUUGUCAAGUUUUUCAUAAUUGUUCUGGUUGGUCUAAAACUUCAUCGCUUUGUCCUUCAGGUACAGCAUUCAGUAAUGCGAAAAAACGUUGUGAAUGGUGGAAUACAGUACAGUGAAGAACAUUCAUCUAUGUCUUCGAAAAUGUGCUUCUUGUGGAAUUGAUUACUGAUUCAUAAAGCUCUAUUUCAUAGAAAUUUUUGCCGCUUUUAGGAUAAAAAAAGGAGCACUAAUGUAUCAACAGAAGAAAUAAUAGAGAAAGCAAAGAAAACAAAGAUGGAUCCUAGUGGAUGAUUCAUAUUGAAGAACAAAUUUAACAAUUUAUUAUAUUAUAAUAAAUAUUAUAUAAUAUAUAAUAAUAAUUUCAGAAUAUUCAGAAUAUUAGAAUAUUAGAAUAACCGGAAUGGAUGGGACAAAUAGUUUUGUGAAUAAUAUAAAUAAUAAUUCGAAUAUUAAUGUAAAUAGUGAAAUUUAUAUAGCUAUAUCUACAUAUAGACAUUUUUAUUAAUAUUAUACUUUAUUAUUAUUAUUAUUAAUUCCUCGUUUGUCCGCGUUACUGAAUACGAAUCGCCUAUCACUUGAAUAUGUGAUAAAAUUUCCACAUUACAUUUUCAUUUUGAGGAAAAUUAAAAAUACAAUUUAAAAUAGUAGCGCAGAUAAAUACGUGGAGUAAAAAUCAAAGCUAAGGUUUGAUUGCUUCAUUAGAAGAUUUGACGAGGUAUAAUUUUUUCCUGUCAAAUACUUUUCGGAUUAUUCAAAAUCAAGUUUGACAAUUGAAUUUUAUUUCGAUGCAAAGAUCUAUCAAAUUUAAAUUAUGUUUUAUUCCAAAAUUAUCAACAAAAAGAAAAGUUGAUCUCAGCGUUAGCUAGAUUAAUACAAGUAAUUUUUAUCGAUUAAUCCAAAACAAAUCAAGACAAAAUAUGGAAUAAUUUAAUCGCAUUUUAGUUUGUUAUAUUAGCUAAUGAGGAAAUUAAAAAAUAUCUUUUGUUGAUAUUAGGACUUUAGAGAUGGAAAUUAGAGAUGUCUUGUAAAGCAAAAUAAAUAAAUACAAAUAUAGUUAUUUCUAAAAAAAGAAAUGGGAAACUAAAAAGAAAUGUAAAAAAAAAGUAAUAAACCUGGCAUGUUGGAUACAGAAAGCAAGAAUAUUUUCAAAAGAAUUAUGAUAAAAAAAAAAAGAACGAAAAUCAAAAAUCAACAUAAAAAAGAAAUCUCCGAGUUCGAUUCUUGUUGCCCCGAUCUUGUUAAAAAUGAAUUUAUUUUUAAAUUUAUUAAUUAAAGAAAUCGAUAAUAAAAAAUUAAAAUAAUUAUUAACACUAGAGUUUAAAUUUUGAAAAAAAAAAUUUUGAUUUGCGCAAAAAUUUGGCGCAGCGGAAUUAGAAAUCGAAAAUGUUUUUUCAAUUUUUGGAGAAUAAUUACAAAAUUAUUUAUAUAAUUUUUUAUAUAAUUACAAAAUGGAUAAUUUUUUUUAAUUUUAGUUAAUCUCAGGAAAUUUCAAAAGUAAAGGAGAUUUCCUGCUAGCCAAUAUGAAAGAAUCUUCUUCAAAGAAAUAUAAAUAUAAAUGUUGCUUAGAUUUUUUAAUCGGAAAUAUAUUCAUUGAUACAAAAAAAGAAAAUUAUUUUCCAAAAAAAAAAAAAGAAGAAAAGAAAAAAGACAAGAAAAAAUUUCCGGACAUUUACAAGAACUUCAUAAUCAAUAUGUAAAAUUAAUGAAUUAAUGAAACAAUAGAAAAUGAAAUUUCCAAAAUUAUUUAUUGAAUUCCGUGAUUUUAUAUUUUGUAUUUUCAAAAAAAGUUGGAAAAUGCAAUGUUCAUAAAAUCAUUGAAGAAUAUCAACCUAUUAAAUAAGAAUUGCGACAAUUGCUUUUUAAUCAUUAAAUAAAUGAAUAAAUGAAUUGUUAAACAAUAUAUUGAAAAAAGGAAUAAUAGAAAAAUGUGCUUGUUUUCCUCGAUUGUGCUUGUUAAAAAGAACAAUAGCACAAGAUUUUGUGUUGAAUGAAAUUAGUAAAAAGGAAUCCUAUUCAUUUUGCUAAUAGAAGAAAUUCUCAAUUUUGUUUUAUCUGGUUCUGCUUGAUUUCCUACAAUUGAUCUCCAAAAUGAUUAUUGACAAAUCUCGAUGGAUAAGAAAGAUAAGAAGAAAACUGCUUUUUGCAGUAGAAACUGAAUUAUGGCAAUUUAAAAUAAUGCGAACUUUGUUACAUUUGAACAUUUAAUGGACCGUGUUGACAAAUCUCACUUGGAAAAUCUAGUAUAUAUAUGUGAUUAUUUUACUUCUAAAAAACAUUUGAAAAGAAAAUAAUAAAUUUAAAAAAAAUAUUCUUUUGCAUGUGUCAAGUAAAUUUACUUAUGCCCGAAGAAAUGCACUUUCUUUGAAAACGAAAUAAAAAUUAUUGCAGAAAUUGAAAUAAAAAUAGAUUAAGAUCAGAUUAAAACUAUUUAUUUUAGAAUGGAAAAUUCUGAAAAAUCCUAAUUUUUCUGAAAUUUUAUAUUUAUUACAGAAAGUUUGUUAAUAAUUUUUCAUUAAUUACAAAAUCAUUUGAAAAUAAAAUACAAUAUAAUUGGAUUGUUAAAUUUCAAAAUUAAAAAAUAAAAUUGACAUAAUAUUUAAAAAUUUUAACAUAUUAUUCAAAAAACAGCAAAUUUAUUUUAGCUAUGUAUCAAGUUUUGCAAUAAGAAAAAGUCAUUGUCUAUUUCUUAAAAAUAUUGGGAAAAGAGAUUAAUCUUAUAACUUGUAAAUAAUUGUUAACAGCAAUAAAGUUAAUAGAACAUUUUCAUCAUUAUCUUUACGGGCGAAAAUUUCUUUUAAAGACGGACUAUACAGAUUUAUGGUACUUUCAAGAAUCCAGCGGGACAAUUAGAUAGAACGUUUACAAGAAUAUGAUUUCGAAAUUCUAAAAGCAUUAAGAAAAUAAAAUUUAUAAUAAUGCCUUCAAAAUAGUAAAAAAUAUUUACUCCAGAAAGAAAAGGAGUUUUUCUUUAUGUUUUGACUUUAAAGUUUCAAAUUUAGAAAAUUUAAUACUGACUCAAUUGAAAGAUAAAGAAAUAGAAUUCAUUUUUAAAAAGAAGAAAACAAAAAAUUGACAAAUUGAGUCAAAGAUAUAGCAUAAUUUUCGCCUAUUAUGAAAUACCAUUUGGAAAUUACUGAGAAACUAUGUAAGAUUGCUUGGAAAAAAGAAUUAUUUUAAAAAUUUACAGACUGCAGUACGAUCAUAUUAAUAAAUUUUGUGUUUUUAAUUUUUUAAUAAAAAAUUAUGCUCUUUGAUAAUAGUAAACGAAGAAGAAGAUAUGUUUCUACAAGAUAAUUGCAUCGACAAUUUAUCUGAUGUUCCAAUUGAAUUUGAGAAUUCUGAAGAAAUAGAAGAUUCUACAAAUUCAGAUAGAAAACAAAAUGAUGUAGAAUCAGAUUUGAAUAUGCAUGUGCAAAGAAUUUGACGAACAAUACGCCAAUUGAUAGAAGAAUCAGAUGAAAAUUACGAUAUAGAGUGGUCAGAUUUUGAUUUAUCGAAGAACAAUAAUGAAUUCAAAGGAUCUCCGUGUUCUAUGUAUUUCUCAUGUAUUUCUCAGAGAGAUAUACAAAACAUGCAAGAUUUGUAAAUUUGUAAAUUUAUUAGAAAUAAUUUUGAAUUUAUUAGCAUUGAAAUCAAUAAAUAUAAAUAAACAAAACUCUAAUAAAAACAAGCAAUAUAAAAAAAGUGCAAAAUUUUUACUGCAAACGAAUUUAAAAAGUAAUUUGUGUUAUCGAUACUUAUAGGAUUGAUAAAAGAAAACCAGAAUGGGCGCUUAUCAAUUAACGAAUCCUUUGGAACCAAUAUUUCGCAAAAUUAUGACUAUAAUAGAUUUAGAUAUAUAUUAGCAUUUUUACAUUUUUUUGAUAACAAUAGUAUAUGUGAUAAUACCGAUUGAUCUUUUAAAGUGCAACGCAUAAUAGAUUAUUUUUUAAAAAAAUUUCGAAAAAUCUUUAAUUUUGGAUAAAAUAUUUUCAUCGAAAUAUGGAUCUUGGGGUGGAUGAGUGAAUUUCAAAAUUUAUAAUCUUUUGAAAAUUAUUAAAUAUAAUAUCCGAACGUUAUGCGAUUCUAUUAUGGAAUAUAUUUUGUGUUUCAAAAUACACUCAGAUAUUGGAUAGACUUUAAGAAAUGCUAUAAUGAAACUAUUGAUAUAUUUUUUUGGAAAAUGUUAUUAGCUAUAUAUAAAUAAUUAUUAUAUAAUUAAUUAAUAUAUAAUUAUUAUAUAAGUGUGGAAUUUGUGGAGAAUUAUUUAAAAAGAAAAUUCGGAUUUAUGGAACGAUAAAACGCGAUAAAACCGAGAAUUUUCAGCUAAAUUAAAAAAUUCGAAACUAAAUAUUAUUUCAACGGAAAGAUAAAAUACUUACAAUUAAUAAUAUAAUUAUGGAAAAUACUAAGAAAGAAAAUGAUACGAAUGAUUUCUAUUAUUCAUAAUGCUGAUUUAAUUGCCACUCAAAAAUAUGUAAAAAAAUCAAAAUUCAAAAAUGCGUAUUAGAUUAUAAUAUAUAUGAAAAGAGUGAUUCGAGCUGAUCAAUACUUCAGCUAUUAUCCUAUCUACAAAAAAAUUUUAAUAUUUGUCAUAUAUUCGUUAAGAUCAACGUAAUUGAAACGAAUGAAUUGUGUUAUUACUUUUAACUUAUUAGCUUCAAGGUAUGAAUCGAUAUUGCAAGUUAUGAUUUUGUACGGUUACAAGUCCGUCCAUAUAAUUAUGGAAAAGAGUUUUUCUUAAUAAAGAAGAGGAUACCAUAAUAUAUAGGAAAGAAAUAAGAAAAAGAAUGGAAAAAAUUCAUUUAAGAUAAAGAUUGGAAAUUUGUUCGACGAAAAUGAAAACGUAGUAUGAUAGCUAUAUAUACACUACUAAUUUAAUUCAAGAGAAAAGAUAUGGCUACAUUAAUGAAGAACAAAAAAAAAAUGUCUAAAGUUACUUAAGAACUGAAAAGAAUCUUACAAAUAAAUGAAUAACAAUAACAAGAAAUGACAUAAUUUAUUCUAUCAUCAAACAAAUAAUAAAGCUGUUCAUAUAAAUUUAUUUAUGAGAUAUGAAAUUAAAAAAUGAAAUAAGAAGAAAUUGUACGGAACAGUUUUCAUUCAAGAAGAAAGAAUAUUUUAUAGCAGAACGUAAGGGCAUAUAUUAAAGUAUAUUGUUAUUAUCGAUGGUUUCUUCUCGACUGGAGAUUUCGAUAAAAUUCAUUUGCGGAAAUAUUUUUUCGAAUUUGGAUUCAAAAAAAAAUUGUAUUUCCGAACAACAGAAUUUGCUCUUAUAACACAUGAUAGUCUAAUAACAGAAUCAAUGUCAAAUCAAUCAAUAUAAUCAAAAAUGAUAAAUAUCAUUUUAUAGUGAAAAGAUAUGCUAAAAUCUGAUUCAUUUUAAAAGGAAUGGUAAAAUUACUCUGACAUAAGAUGGUUUGAAAUGAUACUAUAAGUGUUUUGGAGUGUUGAAGAGAGAAUUUAAUUGGGAAUUUGAAAUUGUCCGAGAAAAUUUAAAAAAAGAAAGAUUCAAGACAAAAGAUUCAGGUAAAGAAAAAGAAUUUAGAUUCGGUGAACAAAAAAAAACAUAAUAAAUAAUAUAAUUAAAAAGAAUAUUAAUGUCUUACUCAGAAUUUUUGCCUAAGAUGAUGAAUUAGAUAAUCGAGAUGUUCGUUGUCUUGAAGAAUAUUUACGUAGUUAUAUUUAUAAAUCUUUAUUUUUGGAUUAGAAAUAUCUAGUAUAUAAUAGGGAAUAAAAUGAAAUUUGAGUGAAAUUGCUGCGAACGAAAUUCUUUUUUCUCAAAAAUAAUAACAAUAUUACGAGUUUCAACAAUCGUAAUGUAAAAUGUCAUAGUUAAUAUAAACUAUGAUAUAAGAAAUAACAAUAUUGAUAUUCAAAAUAUUUGAAAAUGGAAUCAUGUUCCCGAUAUAAAAUAAAACAGACGUAUUACUCUCUGUUCCUUACAAGAAUAUUGUAUUGUUUAAUAAAUUAAUUAAUAUAAAAUAGUUAUAAAUUAAUUAAUUAUUGUAACUUUGUAAAAAUUAUAAAUAGAAAAACAUUAUGAAAGAAGAAGUGUCAGUUGGAUAUAAUAUGUUUAAAUAACAACGAGAAUAUUCUGAAUAUUGUGUGUCUUUAAAGAGAAGGUACUGAAUCCACAGAAAUAGUAAAAUCAUAUGCAAAUAAAAUAUGAAAAUAUGUCAACUAAUCAAUGGAUGGUAUAAAAAAUAUACUUAUACAAUUAAAAAAAUAUUUAAUCAAUUUUAAAUGGCAGUAUUAUAUUUAUAUAUCUGGUCAGAAAGAAAACCACCACAUUUAUUAUCUAAUACAUAUCAAUAAUAAUGAACAAUAAUAAAAUAGAAAUAAAAAUUAAUUAUAGAUAAAUUUAGUAAAUUAACGAAAAUUCUGGCUAAUCACCAUGUAUAAAAUCUGAAUUGAAUAUUAUACGAAAAAAAAUACUUGAAUUAAUUAUAUUUCAAAGAAUCACUCAUUGUGAAAUUGUUUAUAUCGUAAAUUUUCAAUCAACUUUAAUAAUGAAUUUAUAUUUAACUGUUUUUCUGAUUAGCUCUAACUGAUUUAUUUCUAAAUUAAAAUAGAUUCUCAUUAGUUUAAUAUAUCAUUAGUUAAUCAUUAGUUUAACUAUAUAUAACUAGUUUCUAAUCAUUAAUUUCUAACUGUAAAGUGCUUUUCUAAAAAACUGUUGUGGUGUCUUUCGACUUUUCAGAAAUAAUUAAUUCUCGAAAAAAAUGUAAUCGCAAUAAAAAGGAAUCAUGUUGGAGAUCAAAGUUAAGAUCGUUGCGAUCGUUUUUUCAGUGAUUGAUUGACAAUUAGUUGACGCGCAAUAAUUUAUCAAAUGAUCAUUGUUGUUAUGUCUUAGUUUCUUGAAUAAUUAUUAUUAAAAGUUUAGAACAAUAUAAAAAAACUGUUUUCGCUGAUAAAUUAUUGAAAAUCUAUUUCGAAUCGAAUUGUAUUUGAGAGGAGAGUGAGAAAUAAUAAAAAUGAAUGAAACAUAUUUCUCUUUGUCGUUGUUUUAAACUCAAGAUAAAGCGAACGUUGCAAUCUACGAAAAAGUUCUAGAAAUUGAAAGAUAACAUCUUGACAUAUAAACAGGAAAAAAUGAGACAUUUAAACAGAUAUUUAAUACUGAACAUUCAAAUGUGUUUUACGUUUCAUUUGUUUUACAUUUUUAAAAAAAAUUAUGUCUUUAUAUAAAAUCUUAUGUUUUUCAAAUCUGUUUAAUGAAUGAAAUUUUGUUAGAAUUAUUUAAGUAUUGCAAAAUAAAUUUUGUGAGGAAAUAUCAAAUAAUUAAUUUAAUAAAUUUAUUUAAAUUGAAUAAA